AACAUUGCUCCAGUGCCUUUGGCUACAAACUUGUUUUCACUGGGCCCGAUAUUCCAAGUUCGGUAGGCUGACAGGUCACGGUCACCAGCCUGAACUUUACAUAAUCUUCGGACGAAUGUACGGUAGCAAUAGUAUGGCUGCUGAACUUACUCUCAGGAGGUUUCGGCAGUUAGGCGACUUCACUGUUUUGCUGUCGCAUGCUUUUAGAUCAUACGGGUUUCCGAAGGCCGCGACAUGUUGGCAUGAUAUAAAUAACGCCUCUGCAAUGGCUUCCCAUCCAUGAUCACUGACCUCGUAUCUUUGCGAGCUCAGCGAUUCGUUUUCGCGUCUUCUACGUUAAAUUUAAGGCUCACGCGCACCAUGACGACAAAUGUAUACGCUAUUGCACAAAAAGGAUUUGGCACUGGGACGAAUGAACUAUAUGACCGGGCUCGCCCUUCGUACCAAGCUGAGUGUCUUUCGUACAUUCGUCAGGUAUCGAAGAGCACAGCACCUUUGAACAUUGUCGAAAUUGGGGCAGGGACAGGUAUUUUCACCCGUGCCUUGUUAGCUCACUCUGAGUGGGCUACGAGUAUUGGCACACUGAGAGCUAUCGAACCUAGCGACGGCAUGCGUGAUGUGUGGACGAAGACUGUCAAUGAUAAUCGCAGUUCUAUUAUCAAAGGGACAUUUGAUAACACUGGUGUGGAAGACGGGUGGGCAGACCUUAUCAUUAUCGCACAGGCAUUCCAUUGGUGCCCCGACUAUGGGAAAGCAUCGGCUGAAUUCGGUCGUAUUUUGAAGAAGGACGGCGCAGUUGUGUUUAUAUGGAACCGUGAAGACAGAGACGGCGCAGGUUGGGUUGCACAGUUCUGUGACUGCAUCGAGGUUCAUGAGCAAGGGACGCCCCAAUUUCGCCUCGGUCUCUGGAGGGAGACAUUCUCUACACCUGAGUAUAUCUCCUUGUUCCAUCCUCAGGAGGAGGAAGAGUGGGCAUAUCACCUUCUUGCUAGCGAGCAAAUUGUUACGGAUCGUGCUCAGAGUAAGAGUUACAUUGCCGUACUCCCCCCAGAUGAAAAAGCCAAGGUAGCGGAUGACCUCAAAGGUAUCCUCGAGCGGGGAGAUGGUAGAGUUUGGAUUAACAAGGAGGAGGGCACGUAUCAAUUUCCAUACAAGACUUACAUAGUGGUAUCUAGAAAGAAGUAGACCUAGAAGAAACAGUCAAGUAGUCAUAACUGCGAGUCAGAGUGAACGUUGUAUACAAAAUCAUCUUAC
This is a messenger RNA of Suillus subalutaceus, 1254 nucleotides long. Its product is annotated as S-adenosyl-L-methionine-dependent methyltransferase. The record is from RefSeq and is a predicted model, not a curated record. The transcript has 5 exons. Lineage: Eukaryota; Fungi; Basidiomycota; Agaricomycetes; Boletales; Suillaceae. The coding region runs from base 280 to 1185 and encodes 301 amino acids. Gene Ontology annotation, molecular function: S-adenosylmethionine-dependent methyltransferase activity.